Anisakis simplex (herring worm) is the source of this 4416-nucleotide messenger RNA. The record is from the annotation of a GenBank genome assembly. NCBI's taxonomy places the organism in Eukaryota, Metazoa, Nematoda, Chromadorea, Rhabditida, Anisakidae.
AUGGAGCAGAGGCGCUCAUCACUGCUCAUCAGCUCGUGCUUGUGCUUAACACUGCUCGCCAUUACAGUAGCUGGACAGUUGUCAACUCCAGCACCAACCGUGUUCCAAAACACCAUUGCUCCAAUCAGUCCAGAUGAUCCAAGAGCAAAAGCGUUCGCAGAAGCAUCCGAUCUGCUCAAGUCGAUGAUAAACAUAUCCGCUGAUCCAUGUAAUGAUUUCUAUUCGUUCACCUGUGGUUCGUUCCACGGUGCAAAAAGUUUCGCCAGACUCACCAAAGUGAAUUAUGAAGUGAUGGCCAAUAAGAUUGAAGAUCCAGCUUACCGUAGCUCAGAGUUACCAAAGCCAAUGAAACAACUUUUCGACUAUUACGAUACGUGCAAGAAGGCAUUCAAUGACUGGAGUGCAAUAACAGCCGAUGCUGCGUUUGUGAAAACAAAGCUGUCAGAUCUGCACACCAAAACUGGCAUUACGUUCCCUGCAAUCGAUCAAACUACUGCAGAUACUCAAAUGCCAGAUAAAACAAGAAUGGGUAAAAUUAUCGGUUACAUGGAUGGUGUUCUUCGUACCCCAACACUUAUCAGCUCUUAUGUGGACACGAACUGGAGAGAUCCACACAGCCCCGAAGGAUAUUUACUACAAAUUGAUCAAUCGUCAUUAUAUUUUCCACUUUCAUAUUAUGUAAAAACAUGGGAUUCAAUCAAAGUUAAAUACGGGGAGCGAAUAGUCGAAUGGCUAAAUCAAUUAAAACCAGGACUGGAUCAAAAUAAACUGAAAAAAGAUGUUGACGACAUGCUUCAGCUCGAACUGACCAUUGCGCACGAGUUAAUGGUCGAUGACACAACCCGUCGGACGUAUGCACGAUCUUACAAUGUGUUUGCGACAAAAGACGCACAAACACAAUUCCAGUUGAUUGAUUGGCCUACGUAUUUCACUCAGCUAUCCACUUACGCUGACCAAGAUGUCCAGAAUAUGAUGAGAAAACCUCUGUUCAAUUUCAAUGUUCUCGAGCCCGCGAUGCUCAACAAAGUUGCGAAGUACAUCCAAGAUGGAAAGAUCAAAGCGCGAACAUUGAUCAAUUACUUCAAUUUCCGUGUUGUUGGUACAUUCAGCGGGUACCUGCCAUCAGCAAGUAAGACCGAGGAUGAAUUCGGUUAUAGGUCUCCAUUAGAUCCAGUCAUGAAACUAAGACAAAAAAAGCUUACACCAAUCGUUCGGGAUACCCCUAUCGCGCAAAUCACUUUUGACAUUCGCGAACAGUGUGCCGGUAAAACGGUAUGGGAUCUGCAGUACGCUAACGCACGUGUUUACAUCGAUGCAAAAUACCCAACGCCAGAAGACCGGACUCAAAUUCGGCAUAAGUUUGCAAACUUAAUGGAGACAGUACUAAUCGGUUUCCGCAGUAUGGUCGAUCAAUUAAGUUGGAUGUCGGUAUAUUCGAAGCGAGGCGCAUACGGCAAAAUCGACGAUCUCGUCAAGAACGUCGCAUAUCCUGACUUCAUCGUCAACGACCAAGAACUAACCAAUUAUUACAGUGCAUUGACAAUUUCGGCAUCUGAUAGCUAUACGCAGAUGGACGAUAAAAUUUUUGAAUUCAACCAGUAUAAAUCGUUUAAAUCACUACAAUUCAAUGGUACUCAACGAACCGACUUCCUUCAGGGUCCUGGUCUUGUGAAUGCAUGGUAUCAGAAAAUGGCAGACUGCGUUGUGACUGAAUACGGAAACUUUUGUCCACUACCAAACGACUAUCACCCACGUUGUCUUGAUGGCCACAAUACUCAAGGAGAGAAUAUCGCUGAUAAUGGAGGUAUUCACGCAGCAUAUCGUGCCUACAAAAACUACCAAAAUUUGAAUGGGCCAGAUCCGCUUUUCGACGAUCCCUUAAUGCGUCAAUUAUCGCACGAUCAACUCUUCUUCAUGGGCUUCGCACAAGUGUGGUGUCAAGAGCCACCAUCGGACGAAGCAAUCAAAAGGCAAAUUCUCAUCGAUCCGCAUAGUCCAUCGUUGUAUCGCGUUUUUGGUACAAUUCAAAACUUCCCUGCCUUCCGAAGCGCUUUCAACUGUCCACUCAAUAGCAAGUAUGCACCAGAGAAACAUUGUGACGUUUGGGUAAACCCCAUUAAAGGAAGCAUGGGUAUCCCAGAUACAGCGAAAGCUGACGAUAUACUGAAUAUUCCGAAAACGAAGCAAAUACAACCAGAUCAAGUCGACAAAUUCAACGCUUAUAUGGGUGCUGUGAACUUCUUCCAAGAAUCGAUGAACAUCAGUGCUGACCCAUGCAAUAACUUUUACGAAUAUGUUUGUGGUAGUUAUAAAAAGGGAUUGAGUUUUCGAUACGGUGAUAUGCAGAAUUUCAAUACAUUGGGAUCAUUAAUGGAAUCACCGAAAUAUGAAAAGUUUUCGAAUCCUAUGUCUGCAGUGGAUAAAACUGUUGCGUUCUACAAGAAGUGCAAAAAGACACGUUCUGAUUUCAACGCGUACAUUAGUGAUGGAAAAAUAAUAAAAUCCAUAAUUGACGACUUCCAACGAGCAAGCGGAUUGCAAUUCUCAAUGAUAACCUCUCAAAGCCAUCAGGGAUCACAACAAUUAGAUCCAUCCGUACUCGGUAAAGCAGUUGGUUUCUUGAGUUCAGAAGGGGUUCAUACACUCCUCACGCCACUGGUUGAUACGGAUUGGAAGACCGCCAAAACAUUCACAUUGUUCAUCGAUCAAAAUACUCUGUAUUAUGCGAAGACCUACUACACGGAAGUUGCAUGGCCCACGACGAUCAAAACUUACAAGGACGAUGUGAUCGCUUUGUUGACCGAUUAUGCCAAACUUAUCAAGGCGACGAUCGAUCCGAGUAAACUGAGCGAAGACGUUGAUAAACUUCUAGAGCUUGAAGUGCAACUCGCACGGAAAUAUAGCACUGAUGAUACAACUCGUCGACAAUAUGCACGCUCGUGGAAUUUAGAAACUGUAAAUAAGGCAAACAGUGACUAUCCAUUCAUCAACUUCGAUGAUUAUUUUGCUGCAUUAGCAUCAAAAUACCCCGACCUUGCUACAUUCUUCAAACAGCCCGAUUUCAAGUUCUCAGCAAUGGAACCUGAAAAGUUCAAACUAUUGAGUGAUCAAUUUAGUGAUCAAUUUGAUCCUAAUGUUGUGGUCAACUAUUUGUUCUAUAGACUUCUAGCUGCAAAUAGGGAAUUUUUGCCGAGAAGUGCGAGUCACUUGACACGAACGAUUGAAGAAGAAGAUGAAAUGUUGAGUGGAUUUGGUCGCAGACCACGAAAAUUCGGCAGAAAGUUCGAGUUGAGAACGGCGGCACGAUACAAGGACGUACAAACGCAGUGUGCUUAUGAGGCGGUUUAUGCGAUGCAGUAUUCGACUGGAAGAAUUUUCGUCGAUUACCUUUACCCGGAUAGAGCCGCAGUGAAACGCAUCAACGAGUCAGCGAACGCAAUAAUGCACAACAUCCUCAAGUCAUUCCAAGGAAUGUUAGAUCGUCUGAAGUGGAUGGAUGAAAAGUCAAAGAAAGUCGCAUAUGAAAAGAUAACAGAAAUCGCGGUGAAUGUCGUUUUUCCACCGUUUAUUGCUGACAACAUUAAAUUGAAUGAUUAUUACGAAACGCUUACAAUCGACCCUGCUUCUGACUAUAUCGAUAUGAAGAAAGCGUUGAAUCUGUUCAACUUCAUUGAAACCUACAAAGUUAUCGUGGAUAACACCGCAGUGGAUCGUCAUCAAUUCUUCCUACCACCGGCUGUCAUUAACGCUUGGUAUCAGCCCGAAAUGAAUUCAAUAACGUUCCCGGCUGCUAUUCUACGACAACCAUUUUAUGACGAAAAUUGGCCAGCAUCAUUGAAUUACGGUGGAUUUGGAUUAGUAUCAGGCCAUGAGCUGACACACGGCUUUGAUGAUCAAGGUGUACAGUGGAAUGGAAUUGGUCAACUUGAGGAUUGGCUGACGCCUGAGUCGGCGAGAGGAUUUAAAGCGAUGGCAGACUGUGUUAUAAAAGAAUAUGACGGAUUUUGUCCACUAAAAGGCACUGGUAAAGAACCAGAGUGUGUUAAUGGCGAGCAAACGCAAGGUGAAAACAUCGCGGACAAUGGAGGUAUUCAUGCUGCGUGGCGUGGUUACAAGGACCAUGUGGCGUUGAAUGGUCCCGAUCCGCAACUACCGGAUCCACUGUUGAGCAAGCUCACUCACGAUCAGCUCUUCUUCAUGAGUUUCGGGGCUGUUUGGUGUGAGAUUCCACGAGAUACCGAAGCACUUUACAAACAAAUUAUGACAGAUCCGCACAGUCCAUCGAAGUAUCGUGUCUGGGGUACAAUCGAGAACUUCCCAGCUUUCCGCGAGGCUUUUAACUGUCCAGUUGGUACCAAAUAUACACCUGCAAAGCACUGCUCUGUUUGGGUACCAAAGCCGGCACCUCUACUUUGA